This is a messenger RNA of Kogia breviceps (pygmy sperm whale), 1575 nucleotides long. The record is from RefSeq and is a predicted model, not a curated record. Lineage: Eukaryota; Metazoa; Chordata; Mammalia; Artiodactyla; Physeteridae.
AGCUCUCUUGGGCAGCUGGAAAAAGAGCGGAGACGAGUUCUGGUUUUCCGUGGCCGGGGGUGGGGUGCCGGCUCCGGAGAGUGCCGGAAGGAGGAGAAAAGACCGCAGACUGGGGUCGCUCUCCACCCGCAUCCCGGUCACGAAGGGGUGGAAGCAAAAGGACCUUUACAAUCUGGGCUUAAUUUUACACCUGAGGAGAUAAACCCACGCGAGAUAAUUGGCCAAACGUCGUACAGCUGGUCAGUGGGAGAAUCAUCAUUGUUAGUAAUUAACUCCACCUUGGAUUAACGCCCUAGUUUCCUUAGAAGAACCAGAUGAUUUUAAUCAAAAUUUAAUGUCGAAAAAUGUUCUCUAAAACUGUAGUCUCUGAAGUCCCUUUUUAUUUACUCUUUUCUCAGCAGCAGCCCUGUUAAGUUCUUUCAAUGGGAAAAAUGGCGAACAUGAUCAAUUUCAUCCUUCUCACCACUGUUCUGGUAAUGGGCAGGGAAAGCUGGACUCUCGAGAACUGCCUGCACGAGCAGGCGCGGCUCAGAGCCCAGGUGCACCUGCUUGAGACCCGGGUCAAGCAGCAGCGGGUCAAGAUCGCGCAGCUUUUGCAUGAGAAGGAAGUCCAGUUCCUUGAUAAAGGAGAGGAGAAUAGCGUCAUUGACCUUGGAGGCAAGAGGCAAUACGCAGAUUGUUCAGAGAUUUUCAAUGAUGGGUAUAAGCAGAGUGGAUUUUACCAAAUCAAGCCUCUCCAGAGCCCAGCAGAAUUCUCUGUGUAUUGUGACAUGUCCGAUGGAGGAGGAUGGACUGUAAUUCAGAGACGAUCUGAUGGCAGUGAGAACUUUAACAGAGACUGGAAUGACUAUGAAAAUGGCUUUGGAAAUUUUGUCCAAAAAAAUGGUGAAUAUUGGCUGGGUAAUAGAAAUCUUCACUUAUUGACUACCCAAGGAGACUACACAUUAAAAAUCAACCUUGCAGAUUUUGAACAAAAUAGCCGUUAUGCACAGUAUAGAAAUUUCAAAGUUGGAGAUGAAGAGAAUUCCUAUGAUUUGCAUAUUGGGGAAUAUUCUGGAACAGCUGGAGACUCCCUCACAGGGAAUUUUCAUCCUGAAGUGCAAUGGUGGGCCAGUCACCAAAGAAUGAAAUUCAGCACAUGGGACAGAGAUAACGACAACUACGAAGGGAACUGUGCAAAAGAAGAUCAGUCUGGCUGGUGGUUUAACAGGUGUCACUCUGCAAACCUGAACGGUUUAUAUCACACUGGCCCCUACACGGCUAAAACAGACGAUGGGAUAGUCUGGCACACCUGGCAUGGAUGGUGGUAUUCCUUGAAAUCUGUGGUUAUGAAAAUUAGGCCGAAUGAUUUUAUUCCAAAUAUUGUUUAAUUGUCCCUGCUGGGCUUUCUUUUCUGCAGUUCAUCUUGGUUUAAGUGAUUUGAAAAAUAGCAAAUCUGAACGAUUCACAUGUAUAAUGAUGGCAAUUGUUAUGUGCACUGCUCUUCAUUCUUACCUGCCUUUAUUACUUAAUGUACUUUCAGUUCAGCAAAUAUGUGAUAUUCACCAAAUAAAUGUAGAUUAUGUUACUAUUUAA